ACUGCCACGAAGCGUCCUCCAAGCACCGAGAGUAUGCCAGCCGGCAGGGACUCCAAAGCCGCUUCAAAAAGGAAAAAAACCAAACCAAACCAAACCAAAAAAACCACAGUGAGGACUACGAGGGAGAAGGAGGCUCAACCUGCACGCCAGUGAACCAGCUUUGCUCCCGCGGCUUGAGGCUGCAGGGGAGAACACGCUCGAAGCAUUCCCCCCACCCCCCCACUUGGAAAUAAAAACACAAAAAAAGUUCGAAGGCGAGACUUCCGGGAAGAAGAUGAGCGUUGCGGAGGUGCUUUUAUAUACGGAGAUGGUGUUGUAAACCUGGGAAUGCCGAAGAGGUGGACUUUCCAAUGAUGACAGGAGCUGCUUCUCCGAUCCUGUCAAGCAAGUUUUCUAUGCCAUGAAUAACACCACCAUGCCCACUUCUGCUGGGCCAACCAAUGACUCCCUGGUGGGUUAUAUUCUAGUGCCGUUUUUCCUUAUCACCAUUGUUGGAAUCGUCAUGGCAGUGAUGUUGUAUAUCCAGAAAAAAAGGAGAUAUGAUCGACUACGCCACCACCUGUUGCCAAUGUACAGUUAUGAUCCUGCGGAGGAGCUACAUGAGGCUGAACAAGAACUUCUAGUGGAGCCAGAGGACGCUAAAGUGAUGCGAGGUUGGGGAGGAUACCAGCCCUAUCGUAAUUCAUUUAUGGAUGUGAAAGCUUGAUGGUACUCAGCUCGGACUGAUUACAGAGUGUAGAUGGAUGACCUCUUCUACUUGGCAUGUGUGCCAACUUGAAUGCCAUUAACGUUGCUGCCUUUCUUUACACUUCAGUACUACAGCCUCUUGCCGUGACUUCCAGUAACAGAAGGUGUAAUGGAUGCCAGCCGUGUCAAGGAGAUUGGCACUGAACACCUGGUACAAAGAGUAGCCUAGGGGGUUGGAGAAUUGUGUUUGGAACUAGGACAGCUUGCUAUAUGGCAUCAUUUUUCAUAUCAACAGUCUCCUGAUUUGCAUUUUAUGUGGAUGAUGAGAUACAGGAGUUUAUGAAAUUUCAAGUAAAAUAUUACUGAAUAGCUCUUGCAUUACAGGCAUCAGUCUUCAAAAGCUCGGCUUCGUUUAAAAAAAAGCAACGCAGUCAACCUCCAUUUCCUUUUGUGAACAAAGAGCAUCAGAAUGCAGCUGCUAUGAUAUCCCAGCACAUUGCUAGCUGCCUUCUCUCCUUAUUUGCCUAAGUAUGUAAAAGGGUGUAUUAUUUAAAGUUGUUGGAUUCCUGUAAUGUAUUGCUGAACGGAUGCAAGCAAAGUGAAUAAAAUUGCCAAAUGCAUAACUUGGUGCUUGAGGGGUAAUGGUAUACUUCUUCAAAUAGGGAUAAUGGGUACACGGUAUCAGCUUUGGAAUUGUUUUGUGUGCUACAUGCUGGGAGGAUGUGGUUUAGCUAAGAAGUUCGUAUAGAUGCUUAGCAUGUCUAUCAGAAAGGACCAUCGUUAUUUCUGACAACUAUUUUCUUUGGUGACCUGUUUGAGCUCAACAGGGACAGACAGUGUUAUUUGGUAUUUGGGAAAUCAUCUGUUUUGUAAAUAAAACUGAACCCGACCAGGAGUACCUGUUGCAAAACAUCAAGCUUUUACAGUACUAUAAUCUGUUAUAUGCCUGUCUUUGUGAACACAGCUUGUUACCAUUGAUAUACCUGUGAUGGACUGAUGUCUUGGUGCAGCAAUGUCAUUGCUGCUUUGCUGAAAAAAUUGUGCUACUCAUUGCUUGCUGAACUCUGCUAAUGGACACAAAUUAUGCACCUAAUGUAGAAAGCUGCACUGGUAACUUUGAGAAAGUGUCUUAAUGCCUUUAUGUAUCCCCCCUCCCCCAAAGUUCUGAUUUUUAGCAGUUGGGGGUCUUCCACACAUUUUAAGAACAUUGGGAUGCAACUUAUAUUGCAUACAUCUGAUGCCUUUUGAGGUUGACAAUGUAUUCCUAAUGCAAUGAGAAAAAUGUGAUGAUUGUGAUUCUGGAAAUAAAGUUAAAUUUUCCAUGACAA
Messenger RNA from Pantherophis guttatus, 2015 nucleotides. RefSeq names its product small integral membrane protein 29 (gene SMIM29). NCBI's taxonomy places the organism in Eukaryota, Metazoa, Chordata, Lepidosauria, Squamata, Colubridae. The record is from RefSeq and is a predicted model, not a curated record.